CCACUGCGGAGGAGGAGGAGGAGGAAGAGGACGAGGAGGAGGAGGAAGAGGAGGAAGGUGACAGCGAUGGCUCGGAGCCGGAGGGCAGCUGCGAUGAGGAGGAGGAGGAGGAAGAGGAGGAGGAAGGUGACGUCCCCGCUGGGCAUCGGGGCUGCUCGGGUGGUCUGGAGGCGCUGAUCGCCGCCGGCAUCGACCUGGGGGAGCUGCCGGCGCUGGAGGAAGCCGAGGAGCCGCCCCCGGCCCCGCCUUCGCCUGCCCCCCACCCCUCAGGGAUCCCCGGCAUCGCCCUGCUCAGCGAACUCGCCGACCUGGAGCUGCGCCGGCGCCGCUGUGACCUGGCCAGGGAAGGUGAGGACGAGGAGCUGCUGGCCUUCAACCUGCAGAACCUGGCCACGGUGGCGGCCGCCUGGUCGCUGGUGGAGGCGGCGGGGCGGGAGGGCAGCCCCCCAGCGCUCAGCCCCCUGCCCGUGUCCCCCCCGCCCCGCGCCCGCGUCCCCCGGCGCAAGUACACCUGGACCCCCAAAACCAAGGCCGUGUGCCCGCUGAAGGCGGCCAUGGAGCAGCUCAACACGCAGGAGGUGGAGGUGCGGAUGCGCCUGGCCGAGCUCCAGCGCCGCUACAAGGAGAAGCAGCGGGAGCUGGUGAGGCUGCAGCGGCGCCACGACCACGAGCGUGACGAGAGCUCCCGCAGCCCGGCGCGGCGCGGGCCGGGCCGGCCGAGGAAGAGGAAACACUCCAGCGCUCUGGGCAGGGCUGAGAGCCGCAAGGUCAAGGCAGUGAAGACCAGCCUGUCCCUGCUGUGUGCCGAGCUACGGGGGGACCCUGAGCCCCAGAAGAAGAGGAGCAAACUGGCGGGGAGCACCUUCGGCAGCCUCCAGGGCUCCCCGCUGAAGCAGAAGGUGAAGAGCAAGGGGCUGCCUCCCGGGCUCAGCCCCUUCCGCCGGAGGGACCCCAACCCCGGUGCCCGCAUCCAGAAGAAGCUGAACCGGCCCAAGGGCUCCAAGGGCUCCAAGUACCAGGGGCAGGACCCCGGUCCCCGGCAGCCCCCCCACUUCAGAGAUGAACCCGAGGGUGACACGGACAGCGAGGAGGGGGACGAGGAGCCGGGGCUGUCACUGCCCACGGGGCCAGUGGCUGUGCUGGGACCAUCCCCGUCCUCCGUGGUGAAGAUGGAGGCCAACGAGAAGGCCAAGAAGAAAAAGGAGAGGCAGGGGCUGCUAGCAGGUCCCUGCCGCCUGGGCAGCCCCGAGGGCGAGGUGAAGAUCAAGCGGCGGCCGGUGAAGCCGGGGGCAGCCGGGAAGCUGGAGAAGGUGCCGGGCCGGCGGAAGGCCGGGGGCUGCCCCGAGGGCAGCAAGAAGAAGCUGAAAGCCAAGGCCAAGGACAGCCUGAGGCCCCCGGCCCCCUGCGGCCCCAGCCCCCCGGGACCCCCCAGCAGCCUUUUUGGGGGCAGCGACCCCCGGCUGUUGGGGCCGCGGGACGAGGGGGCUCGGCUGGGAGAGAGGGGCAAGAAGGGCACCCGCAAGAGCAAAGGGCUGCAGGCGGCCCUCAGGCGCAAGAACGGGGCGCUCUCGCUGGCCCUCUCCCCCCGGAGCGCCAAGACCAUCCUGAGCAAGGGCAAGAAACUGGCCAAGGUCAAGAGCAAAGUGGCCACCAAACAGUGCAAGGGCCGGGCCGUCAGCAAACUCCUGGAGAGCUUCACCGUGGAGGACGACUUCGACUUCGACGACAACAGCAGCUUCUCGGAGGAGGAGGAGGAGCUGGGGGGCUGCCUGGGCGGGGGGGUGCGCGGGGCGGUGCCCCACGCCUGCGCCAUCCAGAAGGAGGAUCUGCGGGAUGGGCUGCACAUCCUGAUCCCCAAGGAGGACAGCCUCCUCUACGCCGGCAGCGUGCGCACCAUCCAGCCCCCCGACAUCUACAGCAUCAUCAUCGAGGGUGAGCGGGGGAACCGGCAGCACAUCUACUCGCAGGAGCAGCUGCUGCAGGAGGCGGUCCUCGACGUUCGGCCGCAGUCCCGCCGGAGCCUUCCUCCCGGCACCCGCGUCUGCGCCUACUGGAGCCAGAAAUCGCGGUGCCUCUAUCCGGGGAACGUGGUGCGAGGCUCCUCCAGCGACGAGGAGGAGGAGGACGCCGAGGCCGUGCUGGUGGAGUUCGACGACGGGGACACGGGGCACAUCGCCGUGUCCAACAUCCGCCUGCUGCCCCCCGACUUCAAGAUCCAAUGCACCGAGCCCUCCCCGGCGCUGCUGGUGUCCAGCUCCUGCCGGCGGGCGAAGCGGGCGUGUGGCGACGUGGGCACCCCCGGGGCGCUGCCCCCCACGCUCUGCCCCGACCACGGGCCCCAGCCCUCCCGGAAUUCCGGCAGGAAGGCGGCCGGCAAGGAGAAAAGCGGCAAGGCCCUGGAGGGGCUGUCGGGGGGCCGGGGGCCGGCGCUGGGCGACCCCGCGGCCGGGCGGCGCGGAGGGUCCCUGCUCAGCUGGGCCGCCGUGGCGCAGACCAAGCGGAAGGCGGCGAACAAGGGCUCGGCCGUGCUCCAGAACCUCUUCCAGGUGAACGGCAGCGCCAAGAAGCUGCGGGCCAAGGAGAGCCUCUUCCCUCUGCACCACCACCACCACCACCUCGCCGCCCCCGUCUUCGGCAACGCCUUCGGCGCCGACUCCUUCGGCCGCAUCGCCGGCUCCUACGGCUCCUUCGGCGCCGGCGCCGGGCUGGUGCUGCCGGCGGCCCAGAAGCUGCUGCGCUCCAAGAAAGCCGAGCGCCUGGAGGCCGAGGCGGGCAGGAGCGGGCGCAGGAAGGCGACGGGCAGCGAGUUCCUGGUCAAGCUGGACCACGAGGGGGUGACGUCCCCCAAGAACAAGACGUGCAAGGCGCUGCUGUUGGCCGAGAAGGACUUUGGGGCCAGGCUGGAGCGGCCGCUGGGCAGCCACGGCUACGGACACUCGGGCCUGGGCGGCCGGGAGCGCAGGGGCCGCGCUGCCGCGCACCCGCUGCCCGUGGGGCUGGCGCUGCGCAAGUACUCGGGGCACGGGGACUUCGCCCUGAACUGCGACAGCGACUGCCACAGCUCCUACUCGGACAUGGACGAGGACGAGGACGCCGGCGGCCUCGGCGCCGACGUCCCCUCGCGCUUCAUGACGCGCCUUUCCGUGUCCUCCUCUUCCUCGGGCUCCUCCACCUCGUCCAGCUCCGGCUCCAUCUCCACGUCCAGCCUGUGCUCCUCGGACAACGAGGACUCCUCCUACAGCUCGGAGGACGAGGACUCGGCGCUGCUGCUGCAGACCUGCCUGUCGCACCCGGUGCCGGCGCUGCUGGCGCAGCCGGACGCGCUGCGGCCCAAGGGCGCCGCGCCCCAGCGCUGCUUCCUGUCCAAGGCGGCCGCCGCCGGCCCCAAGGCCAAGCUCAAGCGCAAGGAUCCCCUCAGCUUCGCCAAAGCCAAAGAGUUCUCCCGGCGGCAGCGCCUGCCCUCGGUGGAAAACCGGCCAAAGAUCUCCGCCUUCCUGCCCGCGCGCCAGCUCUGGAGGUGGUCGGGGAACCCCACGCAGCGGCGCGGCAUGAAGGGCAAGGCGCGGAAGCUGUUCUACAAGGCCAUCGUGCGGGGCAAGGAGACGCUGCGCGUGGGCGACUGCGCCGUGUUCCUGUCGGCCGGGCGCCCCAACCUGCCCUACAUCGGCCGCAUCGAGAGCAUGUGGGAGUCCUGGGCCAGCAACAUGGUGGUCAAGGUCAAGUGGUUCUACCACCCCGAGGAGACCAAGCUGGGCAAGCGCCAGAGCGACGGCAAGAACGCGCUGUACCAGUCGUGCCACGAGGACGAGAACGACGUGCAGACCAUCUCGCACAAGUGCCAGGUGGUGGGGCGGGAGCACUACGAGCAGCUGACGCGCGGCCGCCGCUGCCAGGACCGCCAGGACCUCUAUUACCUGGCGGGCACCUACGACCCCACCACGGGGCGCCUGGUGACCGCCGACGGGGUGCCCAUCCUGUGCUGACCCCCGGGGCGCCCGCCCGGCGCCGCCCCUGACGCCAAGGGCGACGCUGGGGGGACGUCGGGGGGCGUGGGGGGGGGGCUCCCCUACAAGCCAUAACUUUCCCUAGUACCUCUGACUGUUUGCCAGCAGGUGAAGCAGAAAUCAGGUGUGUUGUUCUAUUUAUUUUGCCUGUAAAUAUUGUAUUUCUUCCGGGAAGUUUUAUGGAAAA
Molecule: messenger RNA, 4191 nt
Organism: Hirundo rustica (Barn swallow)
Lineage: Eukaryota; Metazoa; Chordata; Aves; Passeriformes; Hirundinidae
Gene: BAHCC1
Product: BAH domain and coiled-coil containing 1
Exons: 17
Coding region: 555-3983 (1142 amino acids)
Molecular function (GO): chromatin binding
Source: RefSeq, a predicted model, not a curated record